AUGGGUGACUACUCGAAAGCACUUGAAUUUUACGAAAAAGAUGUCGAAAUCGCGAAAAAAGCUCUGCCUCCGAAUCAUCCCUUAUUGGCUACUUCCUACAACAACAUCGGUCAAGUGUAUAAGAACAUGGGUGACUACUCGAAAGCACUUGAAUUUUACGAAAAAUCACAUAAAAUAAAAGAAAAAGCUCUGCCUCCGAAUCAUCCCUCAUUGGCUACGUCUUACAACAACAUCGGUCAAGUGUAUAACAACAUGGGUGACUACUCGAAAGCACUUGAAUUUUACGAAAAAGCACUUAAAAUAAGAGAAAAAGCUCUGCCUUCGAAUCAUCCCGAUUUGGCUAAUUCCUACAACAACGUCGGUCUCGUGUAUGACAACAUGGGUGACUACACGAAAGCACUCUCAUUCUUAGAAAAGGCACUUUCUAUCUUGCAAAAAUCACUUCCACCUAACCAUCCUUAUAUUAUAAUGGUCACAAACUCAAUUGACUAUGUAAAAAAGAAAAUGUAA
Rotaria sordida is the source of this 510-nucleotide messenger RNA. NCBI's taxonomy places the organism in Eukaryota, Metazoa, Rotifera, Eurotatoria, Philodinida, Philodinidae. The record is from the annotation of a GenBank genome assembly.